UCAGUUCCUGUUCUGACCUUCAGUGCAUCUCUCUCAGUGGCUGUGACUGCCAAAGAGGACAUCAGUAAAGAAACCUCAUGGCUUACUGUUAGUAAAAAUCAACAGAAAAAUACCCACCUAUGUUCCUUGCCUUCCCAGGACAACUAUUCCCUGUCAGCCCCUUGAAACUACUCCUAAUUCACAUUUUAUCAGUGAUGGUUUUCAAUAUAAAAACGAGAAAGUGUCAAGUUCCUCAUGAGCAUGUGCCACUUUUUAAAGCCUGAGAAUCACUGGCACAUUCCUCUGCUAAAAGCAACUAAAAAAUUCUGCAGUGGGUGAGCCAUCCAGGUUAAUCCUUCCUGAUAAAUCUGGUAUUUAUCUAAUAAAUCUGACAGACACCAAUGUCUUGUUAAGCUCAUCACAGCCCAGUGAACACCUGGCCACGGCAUUUGCACGGCCAAGGCUUUUAAAGUUUCCCUGCAUGGUGUGCAGUCACCAAUUUUACAGCUGUGAUGGCAACCUACAAAAGGGAAGAUGGGAAGAGAAUAUUUGGCAUUUAUUGAUAAAUAAGAGAUCUGAGGUGACUGAUUUCCCCAGACUCACAGAGAGAUGUUUUCCCUUUAAGAAAACAGCCACAGCUAUUGUACAAGCGAACAACCCAAAACUUGGCAGACAGCGGUACUGUCGUAGUAGGACAUACGACAGAUACAAGAGAGCUGAGAAGAGAGAAUCAAUUUUUAAAGUCGUGUAUUCACAUGCAUUUUGGAUAAAAGCGAUUUCUCUGCUGAAAUGCACUGCUGGCCCCCAAGGAUACCCUAUCUCACUGCCUCGCUGUGGGUGUUCGUGCAUCUCCGAGCCCCGCGCUGCUCCCGGGCUUGCGUAUGUGGAGGCUGGCUCUGAGUGCAGAGGGCUGUGGGAAUUGCCGGUGAAAGAUCUUUUUUACUAUUGACCAAGGUGGCUGUGGUUCCCAGGGGAAAGACCCUUCAGCUUGCACGGAUAUGAAGCCAAUUGGAAAAGUGCUUUGUGCUACAGGGGUUGUAGCUGGGCUCAUAGCUUUCUUCUGGAAAGAUGACUUUAACCCAGAGAGCCUGUCUGGUGCCCGUGUUCUCGUGACUGGAGCCAGUGCUGGGAUUGGAGAGCAGCUAGCAUAUCACUAUGCCAGAUUUGGUGCUGAAAUUGUGUUGACUGCCAGAAGGGAAGCUGUGCUGCAGAAGGUGAUGGAGAAAUGCCUGACACUCGGAGCAAAGAAAGCAUUUUACAUCCCUGCAGAUAUGUCUUCCCCUUCAGAGCCUGAAAGGGUGGUUCAGUUUGCUGUCCAAAAGCUGGGGGGCCUGGAUUACCUCGUGUUGAACCACAUUGGCACCAACCGCUUCCAGGAGUGGGCUGGGGAUGUGCAAUACACGCGCUGGCUCCUGCAGGUGAAUUUUUUGAGUUAUGUGGCCCUUGCAACAGCGGCUCUUCCCACCCUGGAGAAGAACAGAGGUGCUCUGGUGGUUGUUUCUUCCCUCACAGGGAAAAUGCCCACUCCCUUCACCACUUCUUACUCUGCCACCAAGUUUGCACUGGAUGGAUUCUUCAGCUCCCUGCGCCACGAGCUCAUCAUGCAGAACAGAGAUGUGUCAGUGACACUGUGCAUCCUGGGCCUGAUUGAUACUGAGUCAGCACUGGAGUACACCAGGGGCAAAGUGUUCCUCAGCGCUUCCCCCGCUCCCGAGGCCGCGCUCGCCAUCGUCCGGGGCGGAGCCGCUCGGGCGCACGAGAUUUUCUACCCGCGGUGGCUGCGGCAGCUCUGCUGCCUCUGGGCUCUGUUCCCCCACAGCGGGAACCGGGUGCUGCGGAACUUUCUAUAACUACAGCAGCCCCUGAGGGAUGCCCAGUCUCACUCUACAGCCCUUCUAAUCCCAUUCCUGCCAUCCCACUAAGCAUCCCACACCACCACUGCUGUCAAGCAGGAGCAGGGCAGCAGGGCUGGCAAAGUCCCCUUUUCCUAACGUGACUCAUGCUCUGUCAUCAUGCUUCAGCCACAGUUCUGCUGCUGCUACCCAUCAGUCAGAGAUCUUUCCCUCUGUUCACUCUCAGCCCUCCUCCCAUCUCCCCUCCUCCUUCAGCCUCACCUGUGUGCUUUGACUGCAUCCAGCCUCUGCUCAGCCCAGCUUUAACCCGGUCUGUCUGCACAGGAUGUCCUGGAAUGGCUGUACAUUCCUGGGACAUCCUCCUCCACUACUUCAUUUUGGAUUCCCUGAACCCUCUUGCUUCCUCUAAGUAGAAUUCUUAUCUCUAUUUUAAUUAAACAAGUCUUUAAUGUG
This is a messenger RNA of Serinus canaria (Common canary), 2285 nucleotides long. RefSeq names its product hydroxysteroid 11-beta dehydrogenase 1 like (gene HSD11B1L). The transcript has 9 exons. Bases 978 to 1829 code for a protein of 283 amino acids. The record is from RefSeq and is a predicted model, not a curated record. Gene Ontology annotation, cellular component: intracellular membrane-bounded organelle. NCBI's taxonomy places the organism in Eukaryota, Metazoa, Chordata, Aves, Passeriformes, Fringillidae. Gene Ontology annotation, molecular function: oxidoreductase activity.